Molecule: messenger RNA, 2478 nt
Organism: Closterium sp. NIES-65
Lineage: Eukaryota; Viridiplantae; Streptophyta; Zygnematophyceae; Desmidiales; Closteriaceae
Source: the annotation of a GenBank genome assembly
AUGGCAUCGUCGUCCGAUUCUUCCGUCGACCUUGCCACUGUUGACGCACUCGAGUUGCUGCCUGACAACUCUGCUGCUAAUUGGCACUCUUAUGCUCAUUCCGUUGAGGUGCUCCUCUCCUCUGUUGUGGUCAGCGGCUACAACCUUCGCUCGGUUGUCUUUCAGGAAGGCGGUGGACUUCAGCCCGUGGCCCCCACCGCUCCUACUGGACCUGCCCCCGCCCACCCUGGCGCCGAGCCCUCUCCCCCCGGUGAUCCUCCCACCUUCGCGCCGAAUGUCAACGACCCGCAGAGCUCGGAAACCGCCAUUCGCACCUACCGCACCAAUCUCCAAGAGCACCUGCGCCUGCAAUUGCGUUACGAGGACGACAGGCGCAUCUAUGACGACGCCGCUGCCCGCUACAACAAGUACCAAGAAGACCUGGACACCUACACUGCAGAACUUGGAGACUACACCACGAAAAUUAAUGCCUGGCGGGUUGCUGAUCGGCGUGCGCUUGCCAUUCUUCUCGCCACCAUCCCCUCCUCCCUCAAACGCGAGCUCUCACCUACCUUCUCCUCCCACCUGUGGCGACUUCUAGUUGACCUUUUCGAUCGGCAGGACGUUGCCACUCUUUACGCCCUUAUCAAGGAGUUUGGAACUCUCUCCAUGGAUUCCACUUCUGGUGCAGCUGCUUUCACUCGCCGUGUCUUAGACCUUGCUCGGCGCCUUGCAACACUCGAUGUGGUGUACCCGGACACCGUCAUCUGCUGCCACCUCCUCGAGGGCCUCACACCUGCCUUCGACGCUCACAAGCUUGCUUACAUGCAGCUUAUCUCCAAGCACCACACCCCUGCCGAAGUCGCUCAGUGGAUUAUCACCACCGAAGCUGAGAUCCUUCGCCACUCUUCCUCCACUGCCGCAGCAGCCCAGUCGCGCAGCAGCCGGGGUGGACGUGGCGGUGGGCGUGGGGGUGGGCGUGGUGGUGGGCGUGGGGGUGGACGAGGGGGAUCAGCAGGUCGCGGUGGUGCUGGCAGCAGUGGUGCGGGUCGUGGUACGGCAGCUGUCUUUCCUCCCUGUCAGUACCUGCCUCGCUACGGUCCCACUCAGGGACAGCGCUGCGGCCAAACCACCCAUGCCACUGAGACGUGCUUCAAGGCACUCAGUGAUGAGUGGUUUGCCCGUGGCAACACCGGCACCCCUCCUCGCUGGUCCGCCCUCAACCCUCGCCCCACUCCUCUUGAGGUCCGUUCCUCUCCCCUUUAUGAACCUCCCUCCUCCACCCACGCCCACCAGGCCCUCGCCCCUCCCCAGCAGCAGCACCAGCAGCAGCAACAGCAGCAGCAGCUUGGAAAUCAGCAGCAGGGGUCACAGCAGACGCAGCGUCCUCCGUGCGUCUUUCGCAUCAUAGCAGCAGUAUGGGCAACAGCUUCUCCUCUCUCAACUCCUGCAGCAGCUCCAGCAUCUCCAACAGCAGCUCGACCUCCAGCCGCAACUGCCCCUCCUCCCUCCUCCUCCGGUUUCCCAGCAGCAGCCCUUUCCUACCUGGACUACUGGGAGUGCUGCCUCUGCAACCCAUCUCUCGGGGCUGGUGGAUCCAUAGGGAGAGGUGCAGGCAGGGCUCAAGGCAGCGCACCGGGUUCUCCACCACGACCUAUGCAAGGGCGGGUAGGGGAUGGACCAGGAGGAGCCGGCGCGAUCUUCGUUGGGGUGUUGCUUACCGUACCGGCGCCGACCUCCCGUCGCUCUUUCCGUUACGACGGCCCUCGACCCCCUCCUUCGGGGCAGACGCAGCCGGAGAGCGGCAGUGCGGAGGAGGAUGAGGAGGAGGAUGGUGAGGGCGAGAAGGAGGAGGACAGUGAGGGGAGCGGGUAUGACAGCGAGGCGGCGUGGGACCCAGAGACGCAUGGCGGUGGGGAGGGGGGAGAUGAUGAUGAUGAAGACCACGAGAUGGAUGGGUUGGAGCCAGAGGGGCGGGAGGAGGAGGUGGGAGAGGGUGGCGGAAGGGGGGCGACAGAGGCGGGAUCACAGCAUGUGCGUGAAGGGGGAGGGAGCGUGGGGGUUAAGGUGGGGGGGAAAAAGGCCGUGACCAUUAGGGAGCCGAGGCAGCGGAAGAAGGCCAACAAGUUGAGGGAGCGGGCGUAUCCCUGCACGUUCACUGGGGAGCCCUUGGGCGAGGGUGUAAUCGCUCUCGAGUUCCUAGACGAGGACGGAGGGUCCGAGAGUAGUAAGGGGACUGGCAAGGGUAAUAGGAAGCCGGGGUGGCAGGUAAUGAUGUUCGGACCGUUAGGGGCAGACGAGAAGCGUCAGUGCAAGAUUUGCACAGACAGGAUUUCUUGGAAGCAAUCCACAACAACCCCCGGCGAGAGGCACUUUGCGAGCUUCCACACUGCGCACAUGCAUGUGUGGCAUCACCGUUACCACACCCCGUCCGUUCACUUGCCAGGGGAGACGUUUCCCCGUGGGGGCUACAAGGGAGUGCCGGAUGGGUACGUCUAG